This is a messenger RNA of Ixodes scapularis (black-legged tick), 1667 nucleotides long. RefSeq names its product protein SMG9. Lineage: Eukaryota; Metazoa; Arthropoda; Arachnida; Ixodida; Ixodidae. The transcript has 12 exons. The record is from RefSeq and is a predicted model, not a curated record. The coding region runs from base 163 to 1584 and encodes 473 amino acids. Gene Ontology annotation, biological process: nuclear-transcribed mRNA catabolic process, nonsense-mediated decay.
GUCAAAAGUGCGUGUUUUCUUUGGCAUCGAAUUAUCGAAUGCUUACAUCUAAAUUUUCUUCCCUUGUGUGUGCGGCAGUGCGAUCGCGUAAUAGUAACCAAAUCACAAUAAGGAUUCCGUACUGCAACACUCGUUUGUCGGUCCCCCGAAACAAAAGGUGCAAUGGCAGACCCGUUCGACAGGGGUUACCCCAAGAAGCGGAUUCCGAGGGAGCAGCGGGUUCACGCAACGCCGGCCUACGUGCGCCUGAAAAGUUCGCAGUACCUUCACUUCCAAGAUCGCGACCCAGAACCGGAGCCCAGUCAGCAGCAAAUCAAGCCCGUGGUGAUUUUGUCAAAGCAUCCCGACCGGGCGUCGGCGCAGGCGGCUCUCGACGGUGCCUCGGGGAGUGGUGACGGCAGCUCCAAGCCGUCCCUGCUGCUGUCCAAGAGCUCAUCCCGGGCGUCCUCUCCCGCCGGCUCAAGCGGGAGUAACCUCCCGAGAGAGGAUGGCUCGGCCGGUUCUUCCGCUACCGGCGGCGCAGCGGUCGCCAGCGGGGGUUCCAGUUUCAAGCAAGCCACCCCCGAGAGCCUUGCAGACAGACUGGCCCCACCUCCAGACAUGGCGGCCCCCGUGAAGCUGGUAGACGACUCUCUCCAGUGGUGCGACAAUGCCCUUGAGUAUCUGGUCGACCAGCCCGACUUCUACGUGGUGGGAGUCGUCGGGAUGCAAGGUUCUGGAAAAUCGACCGUCAUGUCCAUUCUGUCAGGGCAGUAUGGACAAGCGGGCGAGAGGCAGUUGUUCAGGCCACAGAGCCGAGAGCUUCGUGAACUGGGCCAGCACUGCACCACGGGGGUGGACAUCUACGUCACUCCGGAGAGGAUGAUCCUCCUCGACACACAGCCGGUGCUCAGUGCCUCAGUGAUGGACCACAUGAUCCAGUUUGAGAAGAAAACCCCAGGGGGAGGGGACUUCCACUCCCUGGAGAACGCACACAUGAUGCAGUCUCUGCAAAUGGCUUCCUUCCUGAUGGCUGUCUGUCACACCGUUGUGGUGGUUCAAGACUGGUUUGCCGAUCCCAACUUUUUGAGGUUUGUGCUCUCUGCCGAGAUGCUGAAGCCUGCCACGUCCUCGGGCUCUCACGACUCUGGACUAACGAACGAGGACGUUGCGGAGAGCUUCCCCCACUUGGUGUUUGUGCAAAACAAGUGCACUCGAGGAGAUUUCUCACCCGAGAAUGUGGACGUCAUGAAGGAGACGUUGGAGGCCAUCUUUGCAAAGUCUAGGUUAAAGUGUAAAGGCCAGAUCAGCAUGAACGGCUCACUAAAAAAAGAAGAACAAUCCUUCAACCUGUUCCUCAUUCCUAAGAGGCUUUCAGAGCAAGAGGAGAAGAGGAGGAGCGAGGGGGAACCGCCCGGGUUCCAAGAUGGCGGACGUCUGGACCACUUGGCCUCCUCGUUCAUGCUCCAGGUUCUGGGCAUGCCGCGGCCUCACCUCACCCACACCACUCUCACCGAGAAGAACUGGUUCCAUUACUCAGCAAGACUCUGGGAGACAGUGAAGAAGUCUACAUUGUUCCUCGAGUACAGCCGUCUCUUGCCCUAAGGAGGCUCCAGCGUGGUCUGUAGGAUUGUGCUGAUGUGUAAUAUAGCUAUACAUACCUGUUGAAAUAAGAUUUUUCCAAGGGA